AUGACUGUUCUUGAGGGCAAGAUUAAGAAUUUUACAAGUCGGGUUUUUCAAUCCGGCAAUGUCUAUCUGUCUUUCUAUCUAUCUAUCUAUCUCACUAUUGGUUUCUUUCUUCUUUCACGAAUGAACAUAUCUAUCUAUCUAUCUAUCUAUCUAUCUAUCUAUCUAUGUAUUGGUUUCUUUCUUCUUUCACGAAUGAAUCUAUCUAUCUAUCUAUCUAUCUAUCUAUCUAUCUAUCUAUCUAUCUAUCUAUCUAUUGAAUUUCUUUCUUCUAUUUCUAUCGAAUCUAUCUAUCUCAUCUAUCUAUCUUCUAUCUAUCUAUCUAUCUAUCUAUCUAUCUAUCUAUCUAUCUAUCUAUCUAUUGCUUUCUUUCUUCUUUCACGAAUGAAUCUAUCUAUCUAUCUAUCUAUCUAUCUAUCUAUCUAUCUAUCUAUCUCACUAUUGGUUUCUUUCUUCUUUCACGAAUGA
Acanthosepion pharaonis is the source of this 465-nucleotide messenger RNA. The record is from the annotation of a GenBank genome assembly. Lineage: Eukaryota; Metazoa; Mollusca; Cephalopoda; Sepiida; Sepiidae.